GCAGUCAGGAGAACUCUCUCACUUGCCUGGUCUCCAGCACAGCUGCCCUGAGCUUUGCAAGGGUGGGGGAUAGCACAGACACCCUCUGAGCAGCCAUGUCCCGCUCCGUGAGUUUCAGCUCGCGCUCUGCCGCCGUGCCGGGGAUCAGCCACGUGCGGGUCAGCACCGUCUCCUCCAGCCGUGGACUCGGGGGUGCUGCCUUGGGCCGGGCAGGAGGCUUUGGCAGCUCCAGCCUGUACAACCUGGGCUCCAGCAAACGGGUCUCCCUGGGAGGGGGCAGCUCCUACAGCGUUCGCUCUGGAUACGGCUACGGAGGGAUGGGCUUGGGUGGGGGCCCGGCUGGCAUUCAGGAGGUCACCAUCAACCAGAACCUCCUGACACCCCUCAACCUGGAGAUUGACCCCAACAUCCAGAGGGUGAGGAAGGAGGAGAAGGAGCAGAUCAAGACGCUCAACAACAGAUUCGCCUCCUUCAUCGACAAGGUCCGGUUCCUGGAGCAGCAAAACAAAAUGCUGGAGACCAAAUGGAGUCUCCUCCAGGACCAGAAGACUGCCAGGAGUAACAUUGCCCCCAUGUUUGAAGCUUACAUCAGCAACCUGCGGCGGCAGCUGGACGGGUUGCUGAACGACAAAGGGCGCUUGGAGGGCGAGCUGAGGAACAUGCAGGAUCUUGUUGAGGAUUUCAAGACCAAGUAUGAAGAUGAAAUCAACAGGCGCACGGCAGCAGAGAACGAGUUUGUGGUGCUCAAGAAGGAUGUGGAUGCUGCCUACAUGAACAAAGUGGAGCUGGAGGCCAAGGUGGAUGCCCUGACAGAUGAGAUCAACUUCCUGAGGUCACUCUAUGAAGAGGAACUUCGGGAGCUGCAGGCGCAGAUCUCUGACACACAAGUGGUGCUGUCUAUGGACAACAGUCGAAACCUGGACCUGGACAGCAUCAUUGCAGAGGUCAAAGCCCAGUAUGAGGAGAUUGCCAACAAGAGCAGGGCAGAGGCUGAGUCCUGGUACCAGAGCAAGUACGAGGCGCUGCAGGUGACGGCCGGCAAACACGGGGACGAUCUGCGCAACACCAAGAACGAGAUCUCGGAGAUAAACCGAAUGAUCCAGAGGCUGCAGGGUGAGAUCGAGAACGCCAAGGCCCAGCGUGCCAAGAUGGAGGCAGCCAUUGCUGAAGCUGAGGAACGUGGUGAGCUGGCUGUCAAAGAUGCCAAAGCAAAGCUGGAGGAGCUGGAGGCAGCCCUGCAGAAGGCAAAGCAGGACAUGGCCCGGCAGCUCCGGGAGUACCAGGAGCUGAUGAACGUCAAGCUGGCCCUGGACAUCGAGAUCGCGACCUACAGGAAGCUGCUGGAGGGAGAGGAGAGCAGGUUGGCUGGUGAUGGAGUUGGCAACGUCAACAUCUCCGUGGUCAGCUCCAGCGGUGGAGGUGGCUACAGCAGCUCCAGUGGAUUGCUGGGAGGAGGAAUUGGAGGAGGCCUCAGCCUGGGAGCAGGCAUGGGCAGCGGGGCACUGGGCUUCUCCUCUGGGGGUGCAACCAAAUCCUACACCAUCACCACGACCUCGUCCAGCAGAAGAAGCGUGAGGAAGUAGCUGCAGGAGCGGCGCUGAGCCGUGCCCGUUCCGUGGCGGGGGGGAAACCAUAGAGAAAGAAAAGUUGUGUUUUGUUGUGCAUCUCGUAGGACAAAUUGGCUGCACCAUUUCUGCAGUGAUGAAUGAAUUGCAAUCAGACACACCAGAGUACCUGACCCUGCCACGUCACGCCUGAGGCAUGAUCCUGCACUGUUGAACUCAGUGGGAGUCGUUCCACUGAGAGCAGGUUCAAGCCUGUAGGGUGAAAUUUAUCCAGUGGAGUGGGCAGGGCAAUGCUUUUGUUACUUGUGUGCUUGGUACCCCCUGCUCAGGGCUGGAUUUCACCCUUUGAAAGGCAGAGCAAUCAUUUGCAUGGCAAGCUGUCCCACGUUUCUGCUGUGGUUUUGCAAAAGAGACCAGAAGAUUAUCUCCCUCUUAAUAUGAUUUGGAAGACUUUUAUUCCCUUGGGCUCCUCAGAAAAUGCCAGCCCUUGUGAAGAUUUCAGCCUGGGUUUACUCUCUUGAAGUACAGCAAGGAGAAAACAGUGAAAGCUGCUUUGGGUUUCUCCUCAUUGUCUUUAGAAAUGGGCUCAGGGAUGCAAUUCAAUGAUUCAAUGAAGCCAGUUUCCUACUGAAAGCAACAGACAGGUUUACUUUCAGGUUCUUUAUAGCAAAGCAGCUCAUAAAUGAGCUCCCCCACUCAUUCUUUAUCUUUGAAAGCAGCCCAAAGCCUAAGGGAUGUGAAGUUGCUGACAUUUCUAAGUAGCCCCACUGUCAUGGGAGAUAACAUUCCCCAUCCCUGGUGUCUCUGUUUACCACUCUGCUUUCAAAGCCUGCCUGCUGAUAUCUGCUGUCUUUACACUACAUCCAGGGAAAACACAUGUUUUGCUGAUGCAUCAUUGCAAUAACUACUUGUUCCUGCCAAAAUGUGUCUUCCACUGGGAUGUGCCAGGGAAGACAGCUCAGUUGUUACUGCAGUAGGAAGAACAGAUAAACAGCUCCAAACCACACAGCAUCGUUCUGUCACGUGCUCAGCCAUGUCCUAGCAGUGUGUCUUUGAUUGAUAUUUUAUGCCUUGGUGCUCCAAGACAUUCUCAUGAGGCCUUUAAUAAAGUUUCCCUAUUACA
Messenger RNA from Colius striatus (speckled mousebird), 2688 nucleotides. Its product is annotated as keratin, type II cytoskeletal cochleal. The transcript has 9 exons. The record is from RefSeq and is a predicted model, not a curated record. Gene Ontology annotation, molecular function: structural constituent of skin epidermis. The coding region runs from base 96 to 1583 and encodes 495 amino acids. NCBI's taxonomy places the organism in Eukaryota, Metazoa, Chordata, Aves, Coliiformes, Coliidae. Gene Ontology annotation, biological process: keratinization; intermediate filament organization. Gene Ontology annotation, cellular component: keratin filament.